UGGGGUUGCAUGACGCCGUGUGUUUCCGGUUUAGUGAAUGUGUACAGCGGCAUUCGAUUCUUCUUUCUUGAAACCCAGUAGAGCAGUCUCACCGACUCCCGACUCCUUUACCUGUUUCCCCCCAUACGGCGUGUUUAAAUCUGCGAAUAUGGCAUCAUCUGCAUCCUCACAGGCACAAACAAACGCUGCUCCAGUUUUGCAAAGAGGGAUUGUAAAAAUGGUGCUGUCCGGGUGUGCCAUCAUUGUGAGAGGCCAGCCGCGCGGGGGCCCCCCCCCGGAGCGCCAGAUCAACCUCAGCAACGUCCGAGCCGGGGCGCUGGCCCGCCGCGCAGCCCAGAGCCAGCCCGACACCAAGGACACCCCCGACGAGCCCUGGGCCUUCCAGGCCCGCGAGUUCCUGCGGAAGAAGAUGAUCGGGAAGGAGGUGUGCUUCAGCGUGGAGAUAAAGACGGCCCAGGGCAGGGAGUACGGCAUGGUGUACCUCGGAAAAGACACCACGGGGGAGAACAUCGCCGAGUCCCUGGUCUCAGAGGGCCUGGCCACAGUGCGCAGAGAGGGCAUCCGAAGCAGCCACCCUGACCAGGCCAGGCUGUGCGACCUGGAGGACCAGGCGAAAGCGUCCAAAAAAGGGAUGUGGUCGGAAGGGGGCGGGGCCCACACCAUCCGCGACCUCAAGUACAGCAUCGAGAACCCGCGCAACUUCGUGGACUCCCUGCACCAGAAGCCGGUCAACGCGAUCAUCGAGCACGUCCGCGACGGCAGCGUCGUCCGAGCCCUCCUCCUGCCCGACUGCUACCUGGUCACCGUCAUGCUCUCCGGCGUAAAGUGCCCCACCUUCAAGCGGGAGGCGGACGGGACGGAGUCGCCCGAGGCCUUCGCGGCCGAGGCCAAGUUCUUCACCGAGUCGCGGCUGCUCCAGAGGGACGUGCAGAUCAUCCUGGAGAGCUGCCCCAACCAGGUCAUCCUGGGCACCAUCAUGCACCCGAACGGGAACAUCACGGAGCUGCUGCUGAAGGAGGGCUUCGCCCGCUGCGUGGACUGGUCCAUGGCGGUGUACACGCAGGGCGCCGACAAGCUGAGGGCGGCCGAACGGUCAGCCAAAGAGCGCAAGGUCAGGAUCUGGAAGGACUACGUGGCCCCCACUGCAAACCUGGAUCAGAAAGACCGGCAGUUUGUGGCAAAGGUGAUGCAAGUGGUGAACGCAGACGCCAUCGUGGUGAAGCUGAACUCGGGCGAGUGCAAGACCAUCCACCUGUCCAGCAUCCGGCCCCCCAGGAUCGAGGGAGAGUCCAAUCAGGAGAAGAACAAGGACAAAGACAAGAGGUUCCGCCCCCUGUAUGACAUCCCGUACAUGUUCGAGGCCCGGGAGUUCAUGAGGAAGAAGCUCAUCGGGAAGAAGGUGAACGUGACGGUGGAUUACAUCAGAGCCGCCACCGCCGCCUCAGACCUGGGCGGGGGCUCCAUCCCGGCCUUCCCAGAACGCACCUGUGCCACCGUCACCAUCGGCGGAAUCAACAUCGCCGAGGCGCUCGUCAGCAAAGGCCUGGCCACGGUGAUCCGGUAUCGCCAGGACGACGACCAGAGGUCCUCCCACUACGACGAGCUGCUCGCCGCCGAGGCCAGGGCCAUCAAGAACGCCAAAGGGCUCCACAGCAAGAAGGAAGUUCCCAUUCACCGGGUGGCCGACAUUUCUGGGGAGACGCAGAAGGCCAAGCAGUUCCUGCCCUUCCUGCAGCGGGCGGGCCGCUCGGAGGCGGUGGUGGAGUACGUGUUCAGCGGCUCCCGGCUCAAGCUCUACAUGCCCAAAGAGACCUGCCUCAUCACCUUCCUCCUCGCCGGUAUCGAGUGCCCGAGGGGGUCCCGGAACACGCCGGGGGGUCUGCAGGAGGCGGAGCCUUUCAGCGAGGAGGCCAUGCUGUUCACCAAGGAGCUGGUUCUGCAGAGAGAGGUGGAGGUGGAGGUGGAGAGCAUGGACAAAGCGGGCAACUUCAUCGGCUGGCUGCACAUCGACGGGGUGAACCUGUCGGUGGCCCUGGUGGAGCACGCCCUGUCGAAGGUGCACUUCACCGCCGAGCGCAGCUCCUACUACAAGACCCUGGUGUCCGGGGAGGAGGCCGCCCGCCUGAGGAGGGAGAAGGUCUGGGCCAAUUACGAGGAGAAGCCGGUGGAGGAGGUGGUGCCGGUGAUGGAGGAGAAGGAGCGGGUGGCCAACUACCGGUGCGUGUACGUGACGGAGAUCACGGACGCCCUGCACUUCUACACCCAGGACGUCGAGACGGGAGCCCAGCUGGAGAGCCUGAUGGAGACCAUGAGGGGGGAGAUCGCCGCCCACCCGCCCGUGGAGGGGUCCUACAUGCCCCGCCGAGGGGACUACUGCAUCUCCAAAUUCGCCGACGGGGAAUGGUACAGAGCGCGAGUAGAGAAAGUGGAAUCUCCGGCCAAAAUCCACGUGUUCUACAUCGACUACGGCAAUAGGGAGACGGUCCCGUCCACCCGCCUGGCAGCCCUGUCCCCCGCCUUCAACGUGCGGACCCUGCCGGCCCAGGCCACCGAGUACACCUUCGCCUACAUCCAGGUCCCGCAAGACGAGGACGCUCGUGCGGACAUGGUGGACAGCGUGGUGCGGGACAUCCAGAACACGCAGUGCAUGCUGAACGUGGAGUACCAGGGCCCCACCUGCCCCCACGUCACCCUGCAGUUCGCCGACUCCAAGGACGACGUGGGCCUGGGCCUGGUCAAGGAGGGCAUGGUCAUGGUCGACGUGCGGAAAGAGAAGCACCUGCAGAAAAUGGUGACCGAGUACCUGAACGGGCAGGAGUCCGCCAAAACCGCCAGGCUGAACAUCUGGCGUUACGGGGACUUCCGGGCCGACGACGCCGACGAGUUCGGCUACAACCGCUAACCCCGCCGCUCCCGAGGCCCGUCGCGGCAGAGACACACGCUCACUCCUUAAAAAUAAACAAAAUAAAGAAAAAAAAUAUGAAAAAAAAACAUGAAAACGGCAGCAUUGACAUUCUUCCUUCAUUCCUCUUUUGUCAAGUCACUCCUCUCUCCCUCUCUCUCUGUUUCUCCUCCUCUACCUCAGUGGCUUUUUUCCCCCCCUCCUCCAGGAGUUCCCACAGCCAUGGCUGUGGAUGGGCGGGGCUUCCCACAGCCAUGUCUGUAGAUGUCUGUAGGGACUCGCCACUGGCAACAUGGUUCUGAUCAGUCAUUGACCAGAGGGAGAGAGAGAGAGAGAGAGAGAGAGAGAGAGAGAGAGAGAGAGCGUGCCUGGGAGACCCAUUACCCCCCUCCCCCUCUCCAUCCUUCCGACAGCUUGCUUUCUUGAGAAAAUGCUUCCUAAAUAAAGAAAACUAUAUAAAUGUAAAUGUAUAUGAUUAAAAAAAAAAAAGAAAUAAAAAAAAAAGAAGCUAGAAAAACCAACGUAAACAAAAUCAAUGAGCUUAUUUUUGUUUGCUUUUUUUAAGAAAAAAAAUGUAUAUGAGAAUGUUUGAGGCGGUGGUGAAUAUGGUGUUUUAUGUAGGGAGUGUUUCUCUCUCUUGGCGAGAAGCUGCAGAUGAUUUUGAUGAAAACGCUUCUCUCUGUCCGUGUUGUUUACAGGUACCGGUCAGUCUUUUUAUCUGGGCUCCGUAGCGAAAACAGUGUUUGAACCACAUUUUUCCCAAGAUGAACUUGUCAUUGUAUUUAAAUCUUUCCCUGCCUAAUAAAGUUAGCAAAAAAUCUGA
Molecule: messenger RNA, 3725 nt
Organism: Anguilla rostrata (American eel)
Lineage: Eukaryota; Metazoa; Chordata; Actinopteri; Anguilliformes; Anguillidae
Gene: snd1
Product: staphylococcal nuclease and tudor domain containing 1
Exons: 24
Coding region: 38-2902 (954 amino acids)
Biological process (GO): mRNA catabolic process; regulatory ncRNA-mediated gene silencing
Cellular component (GO): RISC complex; cytosol; nucleus
Molecular function (GO): nuclease activity; RNA binding
Source: RefSeq, a predicted model, not a curated record